Dreissena polymorpha is the source of this 1203-nucleotide messenger RNA. RefSeq lists its product as uncharacterized. Bases 508 to 1086 code for a protein of 192 amino acids. Lineage: Eukaryota; Metazoa; Mollusca; Bivalvia; Myida; Dreissenidae. The transcript is spliced from 4 exons. The record is from RefSeq and is a predicted model, not a curated record.
AAACCAAGUGCGGAUAGCAAUAUGUUUUGAAUUAAAUGAAACUGUAUUAAUACUUAUCUCUGGUUACGUGUGUAUGUAAAAGUGUAUUGUUUAUGUGCAAUAUAAAUGUGUGAAAUAACAAAACAAGAAAUAAGUGACCCAAAAAUAAGUGAGCUUGUAUGUGAUAGUUUAUAGGCAUAAUGGGACGAACGAAAUAGGUGUGAUAAAAAUAUAUGUCAAUGCACUCGAUAGAUAUUUGAUACUAACACUUUCACUAUCGCGUUGAUAGUCUUCGUAUGUAUCACAAAUAGUGUAAGAUUUUCAACAAAUGUGUGCAGCCUUAUAGGAAUUAGAAGUAAGUUGUCCAACAGGAGCAAGUACACAAACACGCAUACAAACGCCUAGUUUGUGAACUUUCUGAACAGAAUGCAAAGGCUUGACUAAUAAACACCUAAAGAUAAAGCAACAGCAUAUGAGUUAAAAUGGAAAUGCCGUUAAAUUAAUUAUCAAUAGCAUUUUUGAUACAAAAUGUGUAUGGAGUGUGAUUGGACGCACCUAUUAAACGCGUACUGCGCCUGUGAAGGCACACAGCUUCCAAAUCUACACAUCCGGCAUGGAAUUCAACACCAUCCCACCUACAUCAACAAGACGAUAGCGUACGGCGCACCGAAUAUAAUUAAGAAAAUCUACACUGGUCAACUCCCGGCGACCUAUUUCAACGACAUAUGCUACGGUCAACAGGCACACCCUCGCGGCGAGUUCCUCUACAGCGCCCGGAUGGAGCGCCAGCACGAGCUUUCUGAGCCGAAGCAUUUGUCACGUGAGCAAGCCCGUCACGUGGUCAGAGACAUACAGGAUGCCAGGUUUCGGAAGGCUCGACAGUUGGAGCAACAGUCCGCCUUAAAGAAGAAAGAGCGGACCCGCAGAGCAGAAGUGGCGCGUCUGAGGGUUGCAGAAGGGGUGCCUCGCGGGAAGCUUGCUUACCUCGGGAAACUCGAACGUCAUAAAGAGAAAUUGGACUUAAAAAUUCAAGCGACAAAGGAAGCACGGAGGAAAACUUUGGCGUUCAUAAAGCCAUUGGGGAUUGACAGAAACAGGCAGGAGUGACACUGCGUUAAUUUAAUUUUUAAACCCAAUGCUAGAUUAUACUGUGUAUUUUUUCAGAUUACGACUGCCUCCAGUGAGUAAAAAAGUAUGUGAAUAAAUUUUGUAUGGAAAUGAUAA